Molecule: messenger RNA, 736 nt
Organism: Enterobius vermicularis (human pinworm)
Lineage: Eukaryota; Metazoa; Nematoda; Chromadorea; Rhabditida; Oxyuridae
Source: the annotation of a GenBank genome assembly
CUGACAAGUCGGAGCAACUUUUUUACCAGACAGUAAGUGGCCCAAAAACUCAAUUUACAGUUCUUUAACAGCAGAACCGUCGAAUGAUUCACAGAAAGAGCUGUUGAAACGAAUUGCUGAACUCGAAUCACAUCUUGAUGAAGCAAAGAGUCAACAAACGUUCCUGAUGAAUGAGUUGGAAAGUAAGCUAACUUUUUUAUUUAGGUGGAAAAAGAUUUACAUGGAAAUCUAUGCAGAAUUGGAGAAAACGCGAAAUAUGCUUUUGGUACAACAUAACAUCAAUCAGCAACACGUCGAUGAAAUAAAACUCUUGAACACAAACUCCGAACACAACAAGGCUCUGUAUGAGCAAAAGCUAUCUGAAAUGUCAGAAGAAAUAGAACAGCAAAAAAACCAAAUUCAAACUCUUGAAAGACAGUUGAUGAUGAUCGCCCAUACGGGACAAAUGCCCUCCACUGUAAUUCAGCUGAUAUUUAAUAGCAAAAUAAAUUUAUCAUGCUUAAAACACUUGGGAACGCUACAACCAAAUUUGUUCUUCUCAAUUGAAUUUUUUGAUUUCGAAUUGCAAACUACUCCAACAUUUUUUGGCCCAGAGAAGGAACUAAAUUUUUCUACAAUAUACGAUAUUGUUGUUUCAAAUCUAUUUAUUCAUUAUAUACAUACGGUAAACAGUUCCGCUUUGCUAAAAACUUAUUUUAAACAGUGUUUCUCAAAGAAGGUGAUGAAAAAGUUUUGA